AUGGCCCAUCUAUCACGACAUGAUCCCCUCUCCAUACAUAUCGAGUUGCAAGAUGAGUUGGGACGAUUCAACCUGUGGGCUGGGAACAUUGGCGUGUUCGCCCCGCUGCAAGCGUCUCUGGACUUUCGCCUCAUCGAUGUUCCUGAUAUCAGGGCCCAAUUCUUGAGGCAGCUGGACACACUAAGCAUAACUCUUACCCAGCUAAACGAAGCAGCUGUCCAAGCCAGCACGGAUGAAAAUGAAGAUUCACACGACGAGAAUGCCACUAGGGAAGCGGACGGUUCACUGGUAUCGGAGCAUGACAUCUUCGACCUUGUUCAAUCUAUCCAUGUGACCAUUGAUUGGCUUCACAGGCUCUCUAAUCUCGUACGAAAGGCGAGCUUCGGCAGCCAGAAUCAGAGAGCCGCCAGGUUCCCCCUGGAAGAUGAGGCCGGCAACGACAUCACCGAAUGUCUAGCAGAGAUGUUUAAACAUCUGAUUAAACGAGAGUGUUGUGAUAUCUCGGACCAGAUCUUAAAUCGGCUGGCGCAGACAAUGAUCAUCAGACGUCGUCGAGUGCUUUACAGGCGGUCGCGUCAGAAGCGUUGGGUUUUGCAACAAGAAGCAUAUCGACCGCGACAUUUGGACCCACCAGCACAGCUAGCCCCGUUGCAAGAAGAAGAAUAUUCCGGAGAGGACCACGAAAGAAGUGAAGUGACUGAGGAGGUCGAAUUUGAACCCGAAAAUCGUGUCAAAGUUGCACCCAGCGGGAUGACUGUCACAACUCUUGAUCAGCAAAAAUAUAGAAAGCUGGCAGCCCCUUCUCGGAUAUCUCGCGCAACAACCGCGCCACUCCAGCACGAUGAGAAACUUCUUGUUCCACCGCGGCCCCAUCUGGCGAAAUAUGGAAAGGAAUUUGUUUGUGACUACUGCUGCCUUAUCCUACCCAGCAGCGAGGCUGCCGAUCAAGACACCUGGGCAAAUCAUGUCAAAAAGGAUCUGGAUCCUUACAUUUGUGUAUUCGAUGACUGCACACAGCCCUAUCAGAUCUUCUCGUCCAGCAAAGAGUGGCUGGCACACAUGCGGUCGGAACACCGCAUGAGCUGGCGAUGUGUUGUCAGAGAUCAUCCUCCGCAGAUAUUCGAGACCCCCGAAGCUUUUUUGAAUCACAUGACAGAUGCCCACCCGGGAAAGUUUCGAAAAGAUCAGCUGCCUUUCAUCGCGGAGAGCAGUGCGCGGGCUCUCAGCCCUACCGUGCCUGCGUGUCCAUUCUGCGAUGAGGACUCCGGCGACCUUGAGAAUCAUGUGGGAAAACACCUCUGUCAUUUUGCACUCCAGUCCCUGCCGUGGCCAGACCACUUGUACCAACACUCCGAGAUUAUGAGCGAGCCGGAAAUGAACAGCUCCAGCUCCGAGGAUGUCGAGCGAGAAACUAUCAAGGACGACUUGGACGAUAGCCUCGGUUUCAUUGACGUUGAAUGGAUCCAUUCUCUCGAUACAGAGCCAGAGCCUUUGUUGGAUAUGCCUGUGUCUUGGCCCAUCAUUCAAAAGACUUUCCCCGAGCCGGAUCAGGUCUUGAGUGAACUCGCAGCGCACGUCGCCAGACGCGCGACCAUUGGCGCAAAGGACAUCCAUGGAAAGCCAGAGACACUUGAUGAAGAGCUUUUCCAAGUCAGAGAGCAGCUUCCUAACGUCGUGUUGAUCGGUGCUGACACGGAUACCCGCGCUUUCUCAACCGCCGUCUCAGGAGCCUUAACCACCUAUGCCGAAUCUCAAAGACCAAAGCCGAUAGGCCCUAGGCUCGGGAGACGCCCUAAGCUCGGGCCAGGCCCGUUUCCUGAGAAGGAAUGGUUGUCGGCGUAUUUGGGCCAUUCGCAGAGCCAUUCGGAAGGCCAUUCGCAAGACCGUAUGCUUCGUGCUUCACUGCGAGGACCCUGGGGUUUCGAAGGGGAGCACAUUGUGCUCAAUGUCGAGGUCGCUGUCCCUGACGCUUACCCCGAAGCUCAGGCCCCCAGUUUCACAAUUGAGGAAGAUGAACAUAUGCCUGAAAGGAUACAGGCUUGUCUCGGAGCGGUUUUCUCGUACUUGCUAGGAGAGCGCGAUCUGACUUCCAUCAUCGACAUGUUCAAGAACGAGAGGGGACAUGCGAUUCCGGUUGGAGAUGUGGACGAGGAUAAGCCCCCAGCUUCUCCAAUCUCACAGACAGACGGACUCAAAUUCGCAAAGGUCGCCCACAAACAUGGAUCAACGGAACCGAAGACGGAAGCUCAGCCCAAAUCUGGCUACUUGGCCAAGAGAGGAAAGAAUUUCGGUGCCUGGAAAUCCAGAUUCUACGUAGUCGAAGGCCCGCAACUGGAGUACUACGACGCGGCAGGAGGAGCCCAGCUGGGAUCUAUCAAUCUCCAGGGCGCGCAGAUUGGCAGGCAGCAACCUCGGGUUGACACACAGUAUCGCCAUUCUCUGUUGAUUCUGGAGCCCAAGAAAGGUUCCAGUACGAUAAGACACGUGCUGUGCGCUGAGAGUGAUGAAGAACGCGAUCUCUGGCUUGAGGCUUUGUUGCCCUGGACCAACCACACGGAUUCCGGCGAGAUGCCCUCAAGCGAGCAUGAUCCAUCCGGAGCGUCUGAAUCACAGACGGCCAUUCCCCAACUCCACACGUUUCUCAUACAAGAGAAUGGGAAAUCGGUCAAUAUGGGCAAUGAACACCCAUACCGGCGGCUUGACGAGCUUGCAAGGACUUUACCCGAGGCUAUGUACAGGGCGAACGAGCUGGAGCUUCAUCUGAUGAUCCCUGAGGCGCAUUCCGUCCAGCCUAGUGGUAUGCCAAGUGGGCAUGGACUGGACAGAUACGUGGACACCCAAGAAAACAUCGAUCCCAGCAGCGGGGGUGCACUGCGCCAUGCCUUCGACGGGACAUCCCAUGAAUCUCAGCCUCGGGAAAGCGUCAAUGUUGAUGACACGGAAAACAUUGGUCCUAGCAGUUCAGUGCAAUACACGCCGCCGCCGGAAGAUGCUGAUUUGGUCGACCAGUCUGCCGGCCCUUCCAGCAAUGCCAAAGACAGCCAACAACAUGGACACAGCGUUGACCGUGAUUCUUUCACAGCAUUGCCAGUGGGAGGAGGGACGUUGCGCAAGGGCUCCAAGAAAAAGGGCAAGGACAAGCACUCCCAAUCUCGAUCGGAAGUUCUCUCCGUUCUUAGUGUUAUUGCCACAAUGCAGGUAACUCAUUAA
Molecule: messenger RNA, 3210 nt
Organism: Diaporthe citri
Lineage: Eukaryota; Fungi; Ascomycota; Sordariomycetes; Diaporthales; Diaporthaceae
Exons: 6
Coding region: 1-3210 (1069 amino acids)
Source: RefSeq, a predicted model, not a curated record